Messenger RNA from Stylophora pistillata, 2487 nucleotides. RefSeq names its product adenosine receptor A1. Gene Ontology annotation, molecular function: G protein-coupled receptor activity. Gene Ontology annotation, biological process: G protein-coupled receptor signaling pathway. Gene Ontology annotation, cellular component: membrane. NCBI's taxonomy places the organism in Eukaryota, Metazoa, Cnidaria, Anthozoa, Scleractinia, Pocilloporidae. The record is from RefSeq and is a predicted model, not a curated record.
CGUCAACAAUGUGAGCUCAAGACGUGAUCAUCUACCGUGACAUUUGGCGACAAAUUAAGACUGCUUUGGAUAUUUUUCCCGUCAUCGUCCGUGUUACAACCUUCGUACACCAUCCAAGAAAAAUAUGGCGAAUUCAUCGGAUCCAAAUGAUGACUUUUAUCUGACGAUCAUUCAAGACAAGGAAUAUUGGUUGAGCUUAGCUGUAAUUGGGUUUAUUUUAGCAAUUGUUAUCAUCGUAGGAAACUCCAUUCUCCUGUUUAUAACUUACAAGAAUCCGCGACGUUCACUUCGUACACCGCCAUCUUAUUUGAUCACGAAUCUAAGCGUGUCAGAUUUACUUCUGGGAUUACUGAAUGUCCUCGUCGUCGCUGUGAGAGAUGUCUACAGAUUUCAACUACAACAGAUACCGUCUGCGAUGCUUUUUAGAGCAGUUAUAUACACUGUUGUUACGACCACUUUGUUCGUAAGCUCCUAUUCGAUUAUAGCCAUGUCGCUAACUUGUGACAUCGCAAUCAGCAAGCCGAUGGAAUACAAAUCCAUUAUUACUAAGCGAAGGACCAAGAUUUUUAUAGCUGUGUUGUGGUUGAUAUCGUUAACAACGUGCGUUCUUCCUGUGACAAAUGUUUCGGAGGAAACGUAUACGUUAAUUUAUCUGCACACUCACGCCACUCUGCCGGCCAUUUUAUUGACGGUCAUAUAUGUACAUGUGUUUCGCGCGCUUGGUAAAAGAACUCGCGAACUGCAAGAAGGUGGUUACAACUCGAUAGCUGCAAACUCAUUGGAAAGGAAGCGUGGUAUGGCUGUUACGAUCAUUGUCAUUCUCGUGUUGUUUUACAUCACGUAUAUACCUCAGUAUAUCACUUUACAUUUACUGUACUUCUGCGAAUCGUGUAAAGACUCUAAAACUUUCCACAUGAUUGACGUGGCUUUGUCUCGCUUUUUGUAUAUUAAUUCUGCCGUGAAUCCCUUUGUUUACGCCUGGAGGGUUCCUAAAUAUCGCCGAGCUUUUAGUGACUGCUGGCAGAUGUGCAUUGGUAGGCAUGUUGCUGACGGACCGAGCUCAUAUAUAUCCACGUUUCGCUCCACAAGAAGACAAACUGAGAUAAAUGGCGUAAGCCCAAAUAUUGGACGGAAUAAGCCCCGCGGUUUAAGCGACCCAUCUGAAAUGACCAGUCAGUUUUAGAAUAUAAGCUGAAGAAAAAAAGGAUCCCAUAUGUUGACAAGAAGUCUGUGUCGAAAGGAUCUCAUUGCUGUAGAUCAACGAAAGAGUAUCCGGCAGGAAACUUUAAUGCAAUUUUCAAGCUCUUCAAUUCAAUCCGUUCCAUUCCAUCCUCAGCCAUUAGUAAGCUAUCUCUGUAAAAUAACGAUUCUGUUGUGUUUUUCUUUCUUACAGAACUAACAUUUCCCAAUAUUCUUUAAGUUGUGGCAAAUGUAUACGAUGCUUAUAUAAUUUAAAACUAUUUAUAUGCCGUUUCCUCUAGUAGAAUAAAAUAAAAACUGAAAAGCAAAGUUAAGUUCGUGUCAAUCUAGUGGCUAAAAGCCAAGAUUUAUCUAAGGUUCAAAGGGAUUUUAGUUUGUCAAAAUAAUACUAAUCAAUUGUAUCUGUCGUGUAAAUAAUUCUUGAACAACUUUAGUGGACAAUAUUUUACCUGAGAUAUAGAACACGCACUGACCUAAAAAUACGAAUUCAUUUUGGCUUGAAGCAGUUAUUUUAGAAACAUAUGGUUGAUAAACUCUAGUAUAGUGGUUAUAUGAUAGAAAGUUAAAAAAAAAAUAGCCUGUGGCCAACAACUUCAGAUUACAUUAAAUUCCUUGGCCUUUCACUUCGUCACGGUGUGCAAAUACAAUAAAACCCUCCUACUGUAUACCUGUGGAGAGUCUGGGUGACAUUUCCAAAUGCAGAGCGGACUAAACUUAUAUUUUUCAAGGAACUAUGUGGGCAUAAAUUUCUAAAGAGGGUUAUUGAAACGGAUAUUUGGUCUUGUUCAACACAGCUAAUAUUGUGCUCUGUGAUGAAAUGCACCAGACUGGAACAUGAUAUCUUAAGAGUCACUCUACCUAACCACCGCGUAAGCGGCGGCACAAGGUCGGAGAAAUAGCCCCCUCGAUAUUUCGUCCAGAGAUAACCUCUAGUAUGCUAACAAUCGUGAUAUGAGUCUUAGGUUCUAGUGUUUUUACAGUUUUGAGGAAAUUACGAAAAACCGUCGACCACCCGUGAAGCCGAAAAAUCACAGAAAUGAGGUCAAAUUUCAUGAUCAGAUAAUCUAACUCGCGUGAAGGCGCAUAGCAAAUUAUGGUUUUCCUUAGUUUGUAAUUUUAUAAAUUGAUUAGCUGCAUAAAACAUGAUUGGCUUCAUAUUUUAAACACCAUUUUAUAAAAAAAUAGUAGAUUUUAUAAAAAAAAUAGUAGCUGAAUAUGGGCUGUAAUGGCACUCCAUAAACAUCUCAAAAUAUACUCGGUAUUAUGUAGAAUUCUUUCAAAAUUAAA